Messenger RNA from Telopea speciosissima, 2450 nucleotides. Its product is annotated as potassium transporter 4-like. The record is from RefSeq and is a predicted model, not a curated record. Gene Ontology annotation, biological process: potassium ion transmembrane transport. Gene Ontology annotation, cellular component: membrane. Lineage: Eukaryota; Viridiplantae; Streptophyta; Magnoliopsida; Proteales; Proteaceae. Gene Ontology annotation, molecular function: potassium ion transmembrane transporter activity. Bases 18 to 2381 code for a protein of 787 amino acids. The transcript is spliced from 9 exons.
UAACAGAAGGGGGGGCCAUGGAAACUGAAACUCCAACUUGGACUCAUCAUCGAACUUGUAAGUUCUCAUGGAAGUGUCUCUUCAAGAAUAGGAACUUGAUAUUAGCAUACCAAAGCCUUGGUGUGGUUUAUGGAGACUUAAGUGUUUCACCUCUCUAUGUUUACUCCAGCACAUUUAAAGGGAAGUUACAGAAUCAUCAAAAUGAAGAUGCAAUAUUUGGAGUAUUUUCUUUGAUUUUUUGGACCCUUACAUUGAUACCCUUGAUCAAGUAUGUCUUCAUACUAUUGAUUGCUGAUGACAAUGGCGAAGGUGGAACGUUUGCUCUUUAUUCCUUGCUUUGUAGGCAUGCAAAUCUUAGUUUAAUUCCAAAUCGACAAGCAGAAGAUGAGGAACUCUCUACAUACAAUUAUGGGCCUCCAACAAGCAUUACAGUUUCCUCUCCAUUGAAGGGAUUCCUUGAGAAGCAUGAAAAGCUACGCAUAGCCCUCCUUCUUGUGGUAUUAUUUGGUGCAUGCAUGGUCAUUGGUGAUGGUGUCCUCACCCCAGCAAUAUCAGUACUUUCUGCCGCAGCUGGGUUGCAAUAUAAUGACGGGAAACUAAAUAAUGGAGAAGUACUGGUGCUUGCUUGUGUAAUAUUGGUGUGCUUAUUUGCUUUACAACAUUAUGGAACCCAUAAGGUUGGUUUCCUUUUCGCACCCAUUGUUAUUAUCUGGUUGGUAUCUAUAUUCAUCAGUGGUCUAUACAACACAUUAUAUUGGAACCCUAUGGUCUUCUCUGCACUAUCUCCAUAUUAUAUUGUCAAGUUCUUUAGAGAAACAGGCAAGGAAGGUUGGAUUUCUCUUGGAGGCAUUCUUCUUUCAAUAACAGGUGCAGAGGCCAUGUUUGCAGAUUUAGGGCACUUCACUGCCUCAUCAAUAAGGCUUGCCUUUGUAUUCACUAUAUACCCAUGUUUAGUUGUACAGUACAUGGGUCAGGCUGCCUUUCUGUCCAAAAAUCUCUCUUCUUUACCUCGGAGUUUCUAUCCAUCCAUACCAGAUAGCAUAUACUGGCCUAUGUUCGUGAUUGCAACCCUUGCAGCCAUUGUUGGUAGUCAGGCAGUUAUCACAGCUACCUUCUCAAUCAUCAAACAAUGCCAUGCUCUUGGAUGCUUUCCAAGGAUCAAGAUUGUUCACACUUCUAAACAAAUAUAUGGUCGAAUCUAUAUCCCUGAAAUAAAUUGGAUUAUGAUGAUCAUUUGUCUUGCUAUUACCAUUGGAUUCAAGGACACAACUUUGAUUGGAAAUGCUUAUGGGAUUGCUUGCAUGUCAGUAAUGUUCAUUACAACAUUUCUAAUGGCACUAGUUAUAAUCUUCGUCUGGAAAAGAAGCAUCUUGUUGGCUGCAGCUUUUCUCCUAUUCUUCUGGUUCAUUGAAGGUGUCUACUUAUCAGCAGCAUUCAUUAAAGUGUAUCAAGGAGGAUGGGUUCCUCUUGUGCUCUCAUCCAUCUUCAUGGCCCUCAUGUAUGUCUGGCACUAUGGAACUCGUCAAAAGUAUGAAUUUGAGGUACACAACAAGGUCUCUAUGAAAUGGCUACUGAGUCUUACCCAUUGCCUUGGGGUUGCUCGAGUUCCUGGAAUCGGUUUCAUCUAUUCUGAUUUGGCCAGUGGGGUCCCUGCCAUUUUCUCUCACUUCAUCACCAAUUUCCCAGCAUUUCAUGAGGUUCUGGUAUUUGUUUGUGUGAAAUCAGUGCUUGUCCCCUAUGUGUCACCUGAGGAACGCUACCUUGUUGGUAGGAUCUGUCCAAGACCAUACAAGAUGUAUCGAUGCAUUGUAAGGUAUGGGUACAAGGACAUUCAACAGGAUAAUGGUGACAGCAGUUUUGAGAACCAAAUAAUCCAGAGCAUUGCAGAGUUCAUACGAAUAGAAGAGCAGUUCUCAAGCUCUGAGAUUAAUUCUGAGAGUUCAUUUGUUGAUGAGAGAGUGUCCAUCAUAAGCAAUAGAGCUUCCCCAUUAAGCUUGACCUGGAUAGAUUCUUCUGAUCAGCAAGUGGAUACAAUCCAAAGUAGUACAUCAUUAAACACUUCCUCAAGUAUCAGAUUGGCCUAUGAGGAUGAGAACCCAUCAAUCCCGAGGCGUCAAGUCCGGUUCCAAUUGCAAACCAAUCCAAGCAUGAGUUCUUCAAUGAGAGAAGAACUGAUGGAUUUGAUCCAAGCAAAAGAAGCAGGGAUUACAUAUAUAAUGGGACACUCAUAUGUAAAGGCCCACAGGUCGUCUUCAUUUCUGAAGAAAUUAGCGAUCAAUAUCGGGUAUUCAUUUCUUCGGCAGAACUGUAGAGACUCCAGUUGGGUGCUUGACGUUCCUCACAUAAGCCUCAUUCAAGUUGGCAUGAUCUACUAUGUGUAGCUCUCGAAUGAGAGGAUAAGAUUCACUUUCCAGAAGCUAUGGCAGUAGAACUUCUGCUUACAGGCAUCA